Molecule: messenger RNA, 2125 nt
Organism: Pseudogymnoascus verrucosus
Lineage: Eukaryota; Fungi; Ascomycota; Leotiomycetes; Thelebolales; Thelebolaceae
Exons: 1
Coding region: 596-2002 (468 amino acids)
Source: RefSeq, a predicted model, not a curated record
AUUAGAAACUAAAUGGGAGGGAGAUAUGGGAGUGGAUUGAGAAAAUUGAGGCUGAGAAGCCUUGGGAGGGGAAAUGAGAGGGGGUGAAUGGUUGAGUUGUUGAAGGCAUGGGGGUGCUUGGAUUGUGUUUCCGCAUGUUGUUUUUAUUGCUUUACCCUUUUCUAUGUCCCAUUUCUUUUUGAUAGCUAGAUCUACCCAAACGCUCCAUCAGCCUGGUCGCUUGUGAAGCGCCUAGUUUCUUGCGAAGCGCUUGGUUUCAUGUGGAUGUAGCGCCUGGCGUGACCCAGAGCGGCCAGGCGGUUCGGGGUACUUCAGCGAUGCUCGCGCUUGCCGGUGUAUAUGUGGCUAUGGUAUUGUGUGACUGUGGCAAGAAGCGUUAUUAUAUCAUCUGUUGGACUUAUAAGUAUGAGUCCGACUAUGCUACGGACUCCUAUAUAUACCUACGCUCCAUUAUACGACUUCAAUAUGACUCGUCACUUAUCAGUUUCCUCAAGGUUACGUUUGUGCACGGACUUCGCCCAUCGACGAUCUCAAACCUUAAACCACCCCCACCACCACUCCAUCAUUAUCCUCACCAACCCCCACACUCUCCUCAAUGGCCAAAGCAGAUUUCCAUGGUCUCUCAUGGACCUCCACAAUCUGGAGCCUCGAACCCACCUGGACCCUCGAACCCUCCCCCGCCGCCAUCGCCGAACUAAUCAAAUCCCUCGGCAUCACCGAUGCCACCAUCUCAUUCCUCGCCCAAGGCGGCUUUAAUAAAGUCUACACCGUCGCCUCACCGGCCAAUGAAGACUUGAUCCUCCGCAUCGCUCUACCGGUUGACCCGAGAUUUAAAACUCGCAGCGAGGUCGCGACUAUGGAAUGGAUGCGGUAUAACACUACCAUCCCGGUCCCGAGGGUCCUCCGGUACGGGGAGUCGCGCGCGAAUAUCGUGGGGUUCGAAUGGAUCCUCAUGACUAAGCUACCUGGAAAGCACCUUGGCGAUGUAUGGAACACGAUCUCCUAUGCUGCUAAAGAAGCGCUGGUUAGGAGGAUCGCGGGGAUUUGGGCGGAGCUGUUUAGGCGGCCGAUGAGGGGGGUGGGUAAUAUCUAUUCAGUGUCGCCGAAAAAGGAGGAACCGGCGAAGGUAGGCAGGAUUGUGUCGAUGCAGUUUUUCUGGGGGAAUCGUAUCUAUCAGGAUGUGUCAAGGGGACCGUUCGAGUCGAGUCGGGAGUGGAUGCUAGCGAGGUUGGGACUGUGUGAGAAUGAGUGCCAUGCUACGCUGGAGAGGUUUGAGGGUGUGGAAAGGAAUGGAGCGGAUGGCGGUGAUGAGGGGGGGGGUGGGGUGAAUAGUGAUGAUAACAAUGGUAGGGAUGAUAAAGGUGGUAGGGAUGAUGAGGGUGAUGAGGGUGAUGAGAACGACGAGGACGACGAUGAUGAUAAGGAGGAGGCGGAGAGGACACUGGACAUUGUUAUGAGGUUGAAGCCGCUUGUAGAUCGAAUAUUCCCAGAGGGCCAGUCGGGAGAGGAGAAGACGGUGUUCUCCCACCAUGACCUUUCAAAUCAUAACGUCCUUGUCGACGACGACGGCGCUCUUACCGGCCUGCUAGACUGGGAGUGCGUCUCCGCCGUGCCACUUUGGAAAGCCUGCGACUUCCCGAGUUUUUUGGGAGGCAGACCGCGAGAGGUGAAGCCUGAUCAGACGGCAUAUGAUCUGAAUGAUGAGGAGAGUGCUGAUGACUACUGGAGAUAUUUGAAGGAAUAUGAGAUCACGAACCUGCGGCGGGUUUUCCUCGAUGAGAUGGCGAUACUGGAGCCGGAGUGGAUGCAGAUUUUCAAGGCGAGUCAAGUGCAUCGGGAUCUUGAAACUGCGGUGCUAGACUGCGAUAGCGAAUUGUCCGCGAGAAAUAUCCGUUACUGGAGUGAUAACGUCAUGGCCGAGAAGAGCAACAUGCUGACUUUGGAGGAUAGAAGAUAUGGAUGCUAUGGACCUGACGAUUCUAAGGACGACAUUAUAUUAUAGUAGAUAGUGGCAUAUGAUAAGCACCAUCAUCUUUUGGGUUGGUAUAUGGAGACAUGUACAGUGCAAUAGCUCGCAAGAUACCAUUUCUUCGUGGUAAAGCAUGAGAUGAACGACUACAACGAC